AAGUGAAACAUAAUCCAUGAAAAUGAAAACAACGGAGUGUCAUUGUCGAAAUCUUAAGUUACUGAAUGUUAUUAUGUUACAUGAUUGUUAAUUGAAAACCAUGUUUUUCAUUUGAGUCAACAUAAUGUCGAGUCAAAUGUCUGCGAUGCGAUUCGCAGACUAUUUCGUUGUGUGUGGACUGGAUACAACCACGGGGUUAGAACCAGAUCAGUUGGCAGGAGAUAACUUACAGUGUCCACCUCUUGACCGUCCGUUUAAAUCAAAAGUAUUACAACAUGUUCCAGACAACGUUCCAUGGAAUCCAUUUGAUAAUGCAGCAGUCGGAAUGCUCUGCAUGCCACAAGGCCUCAGCUUUUGCACCCAGAGGGAAUCAAAACGAGCAAGAUUUCACUCCUUUUUGAUAACGAAGGAAGAUGGAUCUCGAAUAUUUGGAUCGGCCUUGACCUUUUAUGAAGAGGUCAGGGACAGAAAGAUAUGCGCUGCCAUGCAGACCCUGCAACACAUGUACCGAGCACAACCAGAAGAAGAAGUCGAGGAAGAGAACCAGUCAACUCUACAACUACGGCACAGUCCAAAAGUCACUAAAAGAUCUAGUCCCAGACAGAGCAUAAAAGUCUUUGAUUCACAAACUGACACGCUUUUUGUAACCAAGUGUCUCUGUCUCAUUACCCAGUAUCCAUUUGUUACGGCCCUUAGGGAAUAUCUAAAACAGCUGUAUGAAGCUGUAGAGAAACCAUCUAAGUCACAUCUGCCGUUAGAGAGCUAUAUUUAUAACAUUCUGACAGAAGUCCCUCUCCCACCCCCAGGACGAAGCAUGAAGUUUUAUGGUGUCUCCAGGGCGGUCUUUACCCAGAGACCAAGUGUGAGUGAGCUCCCUUUGUUUGACUUCUCUCUGUGGGACCUGUGUCGAUACCUAGAAGUUAAAGAUCUGAUUCUUCUCUUCACCAGUGUUCUCCUAGAGCAUCAAAUUCUUCUGUAUUCAUCUGACUACCACAGACUUAUGACAGUGGCAGAGUGUAUCAAUGUACUAACCUUCCCUUUCACCUGGCAACAUGUCUACGUCCCUAUAUUACCCGCCUCUCUCACUCACUUUUUGGAUGCCCCUGUACCAUUCAUUAUGGGAUUGCAUCAUGGCAGAGAAAAAAGAUCUGAGCUAGCUCUGCCAAGCGAGGCUAAUAUGUGCUUUGUGGACAUUGAUGAGAAAACUGUAGACAUACCAGAAGAUUUACCUCCCUUUCCACACCACCAGGAACUCAAAGAGGAACUUGUAAGGGCAAUCAAUCUAUACAAAGUUUCUCUGGGUAGGGAUAGCAGCAAAACCCCCAGUCCCAAAAAGACUGGCAGCAACAAAGAAGAAACCUCCAUAACCCGCAACGAAAGCUGGGUUGACAUGCCAGAAAAAAUGGAAAUAUUAAAGCAAAGUGAAGCUUUUGCAAAAAUAUCAGCCAUUGCAAAGAAAACUGGUGUAUGGACCUCCAUCGAAGAAUUUUCUGACAAGUCCGAAAAAGAAAAAGACGUAGAAGUGAAAGAUUCCUCUUCCAUGGGUCAGAGACAAAUAGACCAUUUGAAGUUCAACAACAUGAUCAGAGAGAUAUUUCUCAACCAUUUCCUGCAUUUAUUCAGCUCCUAUGAGAAAUUUGUCAUCCAACCUACUCAGGACAUGGACUCAUGGUUGACGAACCGAGAAACCAUGCAGAAUUUUGACAAGGCUGCCUUCCUAAGUGACCAGCCAGAGGGUUAUCUCCCUUUCAUGUCCUCGUUUACAGAAACCCAGAUGUUUGCCACACUGAUAGAUAACAAGAUUUUAUCUCACUUUGAGGAGACGGAGCCGGGUUUACGAGUGUUUGAUUCCAGGUUAAAGAUUCUCAGGGAGAGAUUGGGAGAACAUAUAACUCACACUUACGGCCCAUGUACUACUGUUGAAGAUACAGAAAACAUGCUGGAGAAGAGAGUGGUCUACAUUGAUGUGGUCUCCCCGAAGCCUCACACCCUGGAAAACCUCACUAGUCCUGCCUCCAUUGAGAUGGGCUUCUUCCCCGAGAUUCAAAAGGAUGUCAUGAAUGUCCAGAUUAGUCAACAGUCAAUAAAAAGGGAAGGUGCUAUGUUGAGAAAAAGGGACAAAGCUUUCCAACAUUCUGAACACAUACAGCUGACAUCAGAACAGAGAGAGAAGUACAUCCAGGAUGCCCGACUAAAGCAUGUCAGACAACCCAAACUGACCGACAUGUCUGCAGCAGGAAUGAUGCAGACAAACUGGAAAUUUGUAGAGACACUGCUUCAGGAAAUUAAAAAUAAGACAAAGCGCAUGCUGGUGGAGAAAAUGGGACACGAAGCAAUAGAACUAGGUCACGGGGACGCCAAUAUUAACGGUGUGGAGGAGAACACCAUGAUAGCCAGUCUGUGUGACAUGUUAGAGAGAAUCUGGUCCCACGGCCUGCAGUCCAAAAAGGGAAAAUCUGCACUUUGGUCACACCUGUUAAGUUACCUGGAGCUCCAAGACUGUAACUAUGGUAACCAGUGCCUGGACAGCAAUAGAUUGGCCCCACCAGUCCCACGUAUACCUAUACGUAAGAGAACAAAAGUAGACUUAACAUCCAUUAGGUCAUUAUACUUUUGUCUGUGCAGCAAUCUGACUGUGAUGUCCCUGAGUCCAGAAGGCCUACAGGAUCAGCCUAGUCAUAUAAAGACACACCGUCGUAAGGGAAGCACUGGGAGGAUAGAGCUACCAACCCUCAACCCAUUACCUAACUCCCUGGCUUAUGACAUGAGAAAAGUUCAGCAGAUGGUGGAUAUCAGAACAGAUGUUGGCCACGCUCGAGCUUGGGUCAGACUUGCUCUUGAGAAAAAGAUGCUGGCAUCUCAUCUCAGGGAGCUUCUAUCUGAUGCAGAUUUACUCAGGAACUUGUACAAGAGAUAUGCCUUCCUGCGAUGUGAGGAUGAGAGAGAGCAGUUUUUGUUUCAUCUUCUUUCUCUGAAUGCUGUAGAUUACUUCUCAUAUACCAAUUCUUUUCUCAACACAGUGGUGCCAUACAAAGUGCUAAUUUUUCCUAGUCCUAAAUUUGGUUGUUCUACCACCAGUGCUAAUCCAUGGAUCAGCUUUGCUGGCCAGCACGGUGAGACAGGGGUCGUAGAAAUCCCUAAAGGUUGUCUGGAGUUUAAUGUAGAGCACAAGAACCUAGGGAUAUUGACAACUCUCCGUAUUGGACAUGACAACUCUGGUCUCACCCCACGCUGGCUUGUGGAAUAUGUUCUAGUCAGAAAUGAGUUAACAGGACAUCUUUACAAAUUCCAAUGUGGCAGAUGGCUGGGUAAAAUGGUGGAUGAUGGCAGUACAGAAAGAUUAUUAGUGGCCCAGCUUCUUCCUCAACACUCAGAUACUUAUGAUUUAGACUUGGCAGUUGCUUCCUCACCUACAAAUAAAGGAAUGUCCCCAAACUCACCCAAGAGGUCACCUGAUCAAGGAUCUUUAAGAAUUCCAGAGAUUCAGGAGAGACUAGGGCAUGCAGUUAAUAAUCUAGUCAAACACUUCUAUAAACCAGAAAAAGAGAGGGGGAAUUUGACCUACUUAUUGUGUGGGGACCAGGGCUUGGUUCAUUGUCUGGAGCUGGUAUUCCAGUACGGAUUCAGGUCAUCAAGAAUCUUUAGGAACAAAUUCUUCAUCUGGGACUACCUUGAAAAGGUAAAGCAGCAUUUUGAGAGUGUCUUGACCGGUGAAGUGCGACAAGCCAUCACAGAUGGAGCUAAGGCAGGCUACUGGAUUUACUGUAACUUCCUCAGUAAAAUCAACAAUGCCACCGAGUCUGUAGGAAAGGACGGCAAAUUUCAGAUAUUUGUCUGUGUGGGUAUAAGGGAUCAUCUGUUGCAGAAGUUACUUCCCCUGAUUGCCAACACCCCAGUGACAGCUCAGAUGUAUGAGGAGAACUCCUUCCUGAGGAAUUACAGCCACAUUAACUACUUAGUACACAUACUCAGUACACUGGAGGAGUUCCAGAUCACCCUAGAGUCCUCCCUUCUCCGCGGAUUAGAUAUAUGAGAAAGAAAAUGGGGGAAUGGGGGGGGGGGGGGUAAAAAAGUUCUACCCACCAAUAUUUAUACAUCUUAUAUUCCAAUUAGUUUUGAAUUCCCAUUAAUUUCUUCCUAGGAUUUACGACAGCAAAACCUGUGAUUAUUUUGUUUUAUCUUCUUUUUUUUUCUUCCUUGUGUAAUUUGUUCACAUAUUAGGAUUUUUUCCUUUUUUGUUAUAGCUCAAAUUAAAACU
Molecule: messenger RNA, 4258 nt
Organism: Saccostrea cuccullata (small rock oyster)
Lineage: Eukaryota; Metazoa; Mollusca; Bivalvia; Ostreida; Ostreidae
Product: DENN domain-containing protein 5A-like
Exons: 23
Coding region: 125-4033 (1302 amino acids)
Molecular function (GO): small GTPase binding; guanyl-nucleotide exchange factor activity
Source: RefSeq, a predicted model, not a curated record